Molecule: messenger RNA, 4536 nt
Organism: Meloidogyne enterolobii
Lineage: Eukaryota; Metazoa; Nematoda; Chromadorea; Rhabditida; Meloidogynidae
Source: the annotation of a GenBank genome assembly
AUGGGAUAUUCCUGUCGGAAUGGGCGUUGCUGUCCUAGCAAAGGUUUUUUAUUUGAAAAUUUUUAUAAAAAAUUUUUUGAAGGUGUUUGUCCAGUUGGGGCACCUCUUGGUGGAGUGACCUCAUGUUCAGCUAACGGCAAUCCGUGUCCAAACAAUUUCCAAUGUGUAACGAAUAAUGGACAUCAAUAUUGUUGUCCUUCUCCAGAACACGUUUGUUCCUUACCUAAUGAUUCUGGUAUUCAAUGUCCAGCACGUGUUUUAUCUCCAAUUUCUCGUUUUUAUUUUGAUUCGACAACAGGUUCGUGUAGAACAUUUCAAUUUUCACAAUGUGGAGGAAAUGCAAAUAAUUUUGAUUCUCUUGAACAAUGUGAAGGAUUUUGUUUGGAAUCGCAAUGUCCGGAUGGAGGAACAGGUUUGCGUGCUGGCCCAUCUUUAGCUCGUUGCAGUCCUGGAGAACAAAAUGGUGUAAGAUUAGCAGAUACUUGCCCAGCACAUUAUGUUUGUGUUCAACCGCUUUUUGGACAACACAAUUUUGUUUGUUGUAGUAGUCCAGGUUUUCUUAAAAAUUUUUCUGAAAAUUUUUCAAAUUUUUUUUUGAAGUUUUUCGAAAAAUUUUUCCCUCAAAAAUUUUCUUUCUUAUUUAAAGAGCAAGUUUGUCGAGAACCUGUUGCUGCUGGAGUUCCUUGUUUUGGCCCUUUUUUAACUAUUCAACGUUUCCAUUUUAAUCAAAAUAAAGGACAAUGUGAAGCUUUUCAAUAUUAUGGGUGUGGAGGGACUGGAAAUAAUUUUAUUACAAGAAGUCAGUGUGAAAUGCAGUGUGUGCCUUCUGUGCAAAAUAGCUGCAAUGGUGUUGCCCCCUUAAACGAUCCAGGCGACUAUGUCCAGCGUUGUAAUGAUAAUUCUCAAUGCCCAAGUGGGAGUUGGUGUAAUCAAAAAAGUUAUUGUUGUCCUCAUGGAGAAACUGCUUGUUCAAGUCAAAAAAGUAUUGGGCAUACUUGUUUAAGUCAGAGGCCGGGAACUUUUUGGUAUUAUGAUAGCGACACAGAUUCUUGUCUUCCAUUUGAAUAUUCUGGUUGUGGUGGAACUCCAAAUCGUUUUUCUGAACGUGAAGCUUGUGAAUAUAUGUGCUUAAAUAAACAAGAAAAUUUAAAUAAUGAUGGGGGUGAUGAAUGUCCACGUGGUAUGGCACCCUUAUUAGCGUCCGGUGGAAGAGGAGGAGGAAGAAAUAGCAAAAUACAAAGUUGCCGUCAACCUUCGAAUAAUUUAAAUGGAGCUGGAAGUUCUUCUUCUUAUAAAAAAUGUCCAGAAGGUUCUUCCUGUGUUCAGUCAAUAAAUAACAAAAACAGCCAAAAAUGGAUUUGUUGUAUUUCUGUAGCACAAUGUCCAAAUGGAAGAAAUGCUUAUUUAAUACCAAAUUCAGAUUCUAUAGUUGCUUGUGUGCCUGAAGCUUUGAUGGGUGGAGGUGGAGAGGAGGAAGAAGAAAAUUUUAAUAAAAAUUGUCCUUCAAAAUAUUCAUGUAUGCAGUCUGCUAAUGUCCCUGGAUUUUAUAUGUGUUGCUCCUCUAAUAAUUAUAACAAUGUUGGUGGUGGUGGUGGAAGAAAUACUGAUUUGCCUUCACUAUCAAAAAUUGGUUCAUUUACUUCUGCUGUUGUUAGCGCUGUUUCUGCUGCAAAAAAGCGUGCAAUGUCUUCAUUACUUGCUAAUUUAAAUGCAGCACAACAGCAACAACAAAAACACCAACAACUACAUCAAUAUUCUGUAUUAAAAUGCCCAAGUGGUUUAUUAUCCAAUGGAGCUAAAUGUGUUGUAAAUCAAAUACAAGCUUGCCCUCUAGGAUAUUUGUGUAUUGGUGAUAAUAAUAUUGCUUCGGGUGGGAAAGGUGUUUGUUGUAAAGCACAACCUAAAUGUACUAGAAAAGGACGGAAACCUGUUUAUAUUGCGCCUAAACAGGUUUUGACUUGUGGUGAUGAGGAAGCAGGUUGUCCGGAAGGUUCUCGUUGUUCUCGAUCAACUUUAUCUGGCAUUCAUAUUUGUUGUAUGCCAAGAGAAAGUUCUGCUGCUGUUGGUUAUGUCAAAGGGAGCAGUUCUUCUUCCUCAGCUUCAUCUUCAUCUUCAAAUUCUGAUAGAAGAACAAUUAGAAGGCCUGAAUCUUCACUUUCUUCAUCUUCCUCCUCAGCUUCAACCUCUUUUUCGCAUGUUCCCAAAAUUGUUCCGAAAUGUGCAAAGGAUGGAGCUUUGCCUUUUUUUGCUUUGGGAAGUAGAGUUCCACAACAAUGUACAGCAGAUAGAGAUGAUGAAUGUCCAGAAGAAUUUGAAUGUGAAAUGGGAACUGAUGAACAAUUUUAUUGUUGUCCAGCAUGGGAUAGAUGUCCAGCAGGCGCUUCUCCAUUUUUUGUUGAAGGAUCUCGCAAACCUUUGGGUUGUAAUUGGAUGGCAAAUAAUUGUCCUGAAGGAUACACCUGUGAAGGUUCAAAAGACCGUGCCAUUUGUUGUCGAAUGCGUGCAAAUAAAUUACAAUGUCCGAAUGGUCGUUCCCCUUAUCUUUAUGGAAAACGCCCAGUUGUUUGUCAUUCAACAAGUAAUAAAAGAAUAUGCCCUACUGGAUUUGAAUGUACACCUUCACAAAAUGGUGGUGGACAAAGAUUGUGUUGUUCUACGUUUGUUUUUUUUUGGAAAAAUUUUAUGAAAAAAAUUUUUUGUAGGCCAGAAAAUCAUGCACCUGAAUGUGUUGCUGGUUUUGGCUAUCUUGAUCCUUCUACCGGAAGAAAUCAAAUAUGUGACCCAACACUUGAGACUUGCCCUCUCGGUUAUCGUUGUAAACGUUCAACACUUGCAAAUACACAUGUUUGUUGUUCUUUACCUUUGGAUAAUCGUUAUGAUGGUUAUUGCCCUCCUGGACAAAUUCCAUUAAUUAAUAGCGGACAACAAUUACAACAAGAAGAUUUUAUUAUUCCAACAAAUUGUCAUCAAGUAUUAAAUCCUUGCCCUUCUAAUAAUUUAAUUGGGCCUCCAUAUCAAUGUAUUUAUUCAACUGAAAAACAAGAUUCUUUUUGUUGUGCUUCUGCUGCUGGGCAUCAACGCUUUGGAAAUUAUUUUAAUAAUAACAAUAAUAUUGCUGCUGUUGCUGCAUUUCCUUCACGUGGAGAAAGUCAACAACAACAGCAACAAAAUCAACAAAUGCAGCAAUGGUUGCAACAACAACAACAACAUUGGCAACAACAAUUUCAUCAUAGAAAUUCUGCUACCGCAGCACAACAACAACAAGCAGCUCAAGCAGCAGCGGCAUUACAAGCUUCACAAGUUGCAGCUGCUCAACAACAACAACAACAAUUGCAACAAGCUCAACAAGUCUCUUCUACUAUUCAAGGUUGUGGUGGGGACGGGCUUGAGAACAACGAUUCUUUAAUGGCACAACAAAUAGCGGCAGCUAAUCAAAUGUUGCAACUUCAACAACAACAACAGAGUGGCGUUGUUGGUGGUGGGGGUUAUCAACAACAAUCACAACAACCGCAACAACAACAAUUAAUUCAGCAACAAUCACAGCAAGGAGGAAGAGGAGGGGGACAAUAUAAUCAACAAAUAGCCCAGCAACAAUUAGCACAACAACAACAACAACCAAAACAAUCCUCCUCAUCAUCAUCAAAUAAUUAUCCUUAUUCUCAAGCAGCAAUUUCUGCAGCAGAAAAUUUGGCCUCAGCAGCUUUACAUUCAAUUUAUGCAAAUUAUGGGACAUCAAAAAAUUCUUCCUCUCCUUCUGCUUCAAGCUCCUCCUCUCCUUCAUCCUCUUCCUCUUCCUCCUCAUUAUUUGUUGCAAGUUGUCCACCUUGGAGUCGUCCCCUAUUAGAUUCUUCAACAGGUUUAGGCCGUUCUUGCUCAACUUGGAUUAAAUGUCCUUCAAGUUUUACUUGUUAUUCAAACUUCCCAGAUGGAAGAAAUGCUCAUUGUUGUACAACUGUACCUUUAGAUAAUCGUAUUGUAUUUAAAGCUAAUACUGCAGCGAUUUUAGCUGAUGAGCAACAACAACAACAAUACCCACAAUUUAAUUUUCAAUAUUCAACACAAAAUAAUGGAACUUUAAAUAGUUCGUCUAGUUUUAAUAAUGGUAUUGGUAAAUGCCCUUCUAAUAUGAUUAAUAUUGGUGGGCUUUGUAAACGAAUGUUCUUCAUUGGCCAACCAGGAUGUGAAACAGACCAACAAUGUACAGCCCGUUCAAACGGCACAGUCUGUACUCGAGGUUAUUGUGCCUGCCCACCCCCUCUUUUAAUUCACGAAUCUCGUUGUGUUCUUCAAUGCCCUGAGGCUAUGUUGACAAUUGCUGGGCGUUGCUACGAUUUGGGAUCAAUUGUCUUUAUGGAUUCUGUUGACAAUAGAGAAAAUGGGACAAUUGGAGGGUUUUGUUUAGCUUCUGUUGUGCCAGAAGAGCAAUGUAACGUCAAAAAUGCUUAUUGUAGUGAAAAAAGCUUGACAUGUCAAUGUACUCCAGGAUAUGAAUUGAGGAUCGAUGAUAUUAAUAAUCGAACAGAAAAGGUUGGUUAG